AUGUUAGACAAUUAUAGCACGUCUUUAUGUAAGCAACAACUCGCACAACAUCUUCUAUGUUUAUUGUCCAACUCAAAUUAUAAUUCGAGUUAUUUUCCUAUUUCAGUAAACAAUGGUGCAUUUAAAAAACUCAAACAACCACCCAUUAAUCUCGUUCAAAAUUCCAUGCAAUGUGAAUCACAACAUUCAAAUGUUUAUAAUGGACGAUUACAAUUUCCAACGUCAGUAGCGCGUCGACGACAUCGAACAACAUUCACACAAGAACAAUUAGCUGAACUAGAAGCCGCAUUUGCCAAAAGUCACUAUCCCGAUAUCUAUUGUCGAGAAGAAUUGGCCAGAGUAACAAAAUUGAAUGAAGCUAGAAUUCAAGUUUGGUUCCAAAAUCGUCGUGCCAAACAUAGAAAACAAGAAAAACAAGCACAUACACCAUUUACACGAGAAUUAUCAUCAAACUCAAUGAAAAAUUUUACAAAUUCUUUUAAUGAUGUAUUCAGUAUGGUUAAUGGAAGAUCAUCACAAAUAAUGAAUACAUCAUAUCCAUCAUUUUCAUCCGCCGGUACUGUUGUAUCAGAAUUUCAUCCACGUCAUGACAAUCACAAUUUAUUAGUCGAUGAACUUUGGUAUAAUAAAAAUAUGCGUAUGGAUAAUUUUUCUUCUGUCUUGAUGCAUCAUUAUAAUAACAACAACAAUAUUUAG
Molecule: messenger RNA, 696 nt
Organism: Didymodactylos carnosus
Lineage: Eukaryota; Metazoa; Rotifera; Eurotatoria; Philodinida; Philodinidae
Source: the annotation of a GenBank genome assembly